Orbicella faveolata is the source of this 3230-nucleotide messenger RNA. RefSeq lists its product as uncharacterized. The record is from RefSeq and is a predicted model, not a curated record. Gene Ontology annotation, biological process: nitrogen compound transport. Gene Ontology annotation, cellular component: plasma membrane. Gene Ontology annotation, molecular function: transmembrane transporter activity. Lineage: Eukaryota; Metazoa; Cnidaria; Anthozoa; Scleractinia; Merulinidae.
UUUAUUCGAUCUACCAUAACUAUACUAUUUCUAUUUGAAGUUUGUGUCUCAAAGAAUUCCUCUACAUAACACAGUCAAGAGAAAUGAGAGGGCUGACGUUAAUAUGUAAUAACUCGGCUUCAUGUUAUUGUCUCCUUACAGCUGAACCUGUGUGGCACUAUGCGUCUACGACAAGUUACGAAGCUGGAAACCGUUAUUAUGGAAGAUAUAGCGAUAAUCAACUUGCCCAAGACGCCAUGAAUGUAACCCUGUUUCACUGGGGCAUCCACGGCUGGAUAGUGUACGUUGUUGUUGGUCUUCUCCUCGCCUUUGUGGGUUACAGAAAAGGCCUUCCCAUGACCAUGCGCACUUGUUUCUAUCCUCUCAUUGGCGAAAAGAUCUAUGGUUGGAUGGGAGAUGCCGUAGACAUCCUUUCGGUGGUAUGUACAAUGUUUGGCGUUUGUACCAGUCUGGGUAUCGGUGUUAUUCAGAUGAACACCGGCUUUAACCGCAUUUUCAAGAUUGACGUCACAGUCACUAAUCAAAUCAUCAUCAUUUGGUGCGUCACUGCAUGUGCUACAGCCUCAGUGAUCAGCGGCCUGAAGGUUGGAAUCCGUCGCCUGAGUGAAAUCUGUUUCACCCUCGGGAUGUUCCUGAUGAUGAUUGCUUUCUUUUCCGACAACACUUGGCACAUACUCAACGUUUACGUUCAAAGCAUUGGCUACUACCUGCAGUGGAUUGUGCAACUUGGCUUUCAUACAGACGCGUUUGCACAACUUGGUAAUGCACCGGACGGGAAGGAAGCCCAAUCAUGGAUGAACGAUUGGACCAUCUUCUACUGGGGAUGGUGGAUCGCCUGGUCCCCUUUUGUUGGUAUGUUCAUUGCCAAGAUUUCAAAGGGAAGAACCAUCAGGCAGUUUAUCAAUGGUACAAUGACGGCGCCUAUAAUAUAUUCGUUCCUGUGGUUCUGCAUUUUUGGUACCGCGGGUUUAAAGAUGGAACGAGAGGCUACGUUGGCCAACAUCACCUGUAAUUCUACGCUCGGAGGAAAGGGUAGUACGAAGGCUUUGAAUGGCAUGUUCCGCCUCUCGUGCCGACAAACAAACGACAUGUGGUUUGAUGUGAUGGGCCAGUAUGGUGACCUGGGAAUGUUCCUUUCAGUGGUUUCACUGGUUAGCAUUAUCCUUUACUUUGUGACCAGUUCCGACAGUGGCUCCCUAGUCAUCGACUGCCUCUCUGCCAACGGCGAUCCUGAACCACCCGUCAUUCAGCGCAUCUUUUGGGCGUUAACAGAAGGUGCCUGUGCAACGGCUCUGCUUUAUUCGGGAGGUACUAACGCUUUGAAAGCUCUGCAGGCAAUGUCCAUAUCGGCUGGCGUCCCUUACACUGUCCUGUUGUGCUUUAUGUGUGUGUCUUUAUGGAGAGCAGUUAAAAUGGAUGCUGGUGAUCUUGACCCUCACGGCCCCCAGUUUACUACAGGCCUCUUAGACGUGCUUAGCAAUCCCACUCUGUCAAGCGUUGGAAAAGUUCUUCUUGCAGUCGUGGCACCAUGGUAUCCACUUAGUAAAGCCGCAGCAAAGAUCGGCGGACCAAACGACCGCAAAUGGCUGUAUAUGUUGGUUCUUGCAAUUCCUUUUUAUCUCUGGAUUGUUUUCAUGGCCUUCGAACCCAUCGUUGAGGGCAUAUCAUACGUUGGUUGGACAGUACUAUGCGGAUUCUUCGCCUAUGCGACCUCUAUCCGUAACUCCAUACGAGAGAAGUAUGGUAUCUAUGGCAACAUGGCUGAAGAUUUCUUUGCAGUGAUGUUAACAUACCCCUUUGCAGCUUACCAGAUGGAACACCACAUGGACAACGUGGACUACGAUCUGGGUAAACCGGGGCGAAACGGUGCCGCCAACCACGAUAUCGGCCUGUCCGAGGUUCACGUCAACCCGCUAACCGAUAGCCACGAUCACGUGUCUGAACUUGAUGCCAACACCCUGUCCAAAGAGGACGAGGCAAAUGCGAUUGCCAAUGGUACAAACGGCCAUGCUGACACUGCAGCGGAUGUUUAUGUCAACCCGCUUCCCGAAGAGGACAUUAAGUUGUAACCAUCCGUGAUGGCAUUGCUAAGGCAGGAAUGAACAGAAUCAAACUCUCGUGACUUUCAUUUUGUCUCAAGUCAAGCGGACUUUUGUAUCGUUCCAUUAGUCAACCUUUAAUCGCUCGCUAACAGACACCCUGUUUUUAGGGACCCUUUCUCUUAACAAAGUUAUGGACGAGGCUGACCAAAGUUUAUAUAACAUGCGAAGGAUGUACCUAAGCUUAGAGUUGUUUCCUUAAUUACAGUACUACUACCUUCUUUGUUAACAUGAUUUGAAAAAAUGUACCAGAUUUUCAGCACUUUCCUACUCCGGUUCACUCCAGGCUCGAAAAUUUGAAAAAGUGUUGCAAAAUUUGAAAAUCACGUUGGCCGGCAGCCUACGAGAAAGGAGGACGUAUUGGCUUACACCAAAUUCUCCCAAGAUUCCCUAUAGAAAAUGUACGAUAAGGAUGAAGGAGAAUAUUGAAGCUGAUGUACCUUAGAAACCUUCACGGUUGAUGCUUUUGAUAGCAAACCAGUCGUUUACAUGUAUAACGAGUAGCGACCCAGUAGCAGAAGCAAAGCAUAAAAUUGUAACUCGAGAAUUCGAGAAGUGGAGUAUUUAAGCCGCGCUAUUUUAAUUCUUUAUUGAGAAAACGGAGCAUGGCUCACUUAGCUGUUAAUUUAUUUAAUUAAAUUGUAGAUGUGUUUUUUUUUAUGACAAGAGCUGCCAACAAAGUUAGCUUCUAUUGUCUCUCUGAAGAAUUUAAAACCAUUUUUUUUUUAUUUUCCAUCACAUAUUUGAAAAGAUAACAGCAUGAAACAUGUACAAGUAGAAUGCUCCACGGCCAAAAAUGUAACCUUAUGUGGUUCAUUUGCUUUCAAAACUGAGCAGAUGCUGUCGUAAACUGCUCCAGUAAUACAAGGCAAGUAAGAUUGUACAUAAGUUCCUCUUUCCUAUAUAUACCGUAUACAACAGCAAUCGAAUUUUGUCUUUAGUUUAUCUACCCAGUGUUAAACGGUCUAUUGAGAUCUUCGAAUGUACUUUAAAAAGCCGUCAUAGGUCAAACUAGUAUAAUAUAAAAGCUACUUUUUGCGCCUUUUUAAUUGAACAAAUAGUUGAGGAGUCCGUUUUGAAUACGUAUUCAUUCAGGCUGUAACGCAAAUCAAUAAAUACUGUUUACGCUUA